This is a messenger RNA of Grammomys surdaster, 7828 nucleotides long. It is a transcript of the gene Uhmk1, whose product is annotated as U2AF homology motif kinase 1. Gene Ontology annotation, cellular component: nucleus; neuronal ribonucleoprotein granule. The record is from RefSeq and is a predicted model, not a curated record. The transcript has 8 exons. Bases 1 to 1260 code for a protein of 419 amino acids. Lineage: Eukaryota; Metazoa; Chordata; Mammalia; Rodentia; Muridae. Gene Ontology annotation, biological process: peptidyl-serine phosphorylation; positive regulation of translational initiation; regulation of protein export from nucleus. Gene Ontology annotation, molecular function: RNA binding; ATP binding; protein serine/threonine kinase activity.
AUGGCGGGGUCCGGCUGCGCGUGGGGCGCCGAGCCGCCGCGCUUCCUGGAGGCCUUCGGGCGGCUGUGGCAGGUACAGAGCCGCCUGGGCAGCGGCUCCUCGGCCUCGGUGUACCGGGUGCGCUGCUGCGGCACCCCGGGCUCGCCCCCCGGCGCCCUCAAGCAGUUCCUGCCGCCGGGAACCACCGGAGCUGCGGCCUCGGCCGCGGAGUAUGGUUUCCGCAAAGAGAGGGCGGCGUUGGAGCAGUUGCAGGGUCACAGGAACAUUGUGACCUUGUAUGGAGUGUUUACCAUCCACUUCUCUCCAAAUGUGCCGUCACGAUGUCUGCUGCUUGAACUCCUGGACGUCAGCGUUUCGGAAUUGCUUUUAUAUUCCAGUCACCAGGGUUGCUCCAUGUGGAUGAUACAGCACUGUGCCAGAGACGUUCUGGAGGCCCUUGCUUUUCUUCACCAUGAGGGCUACGUCCAUGCAGACCUCAAACCACGGAACAUCCUGUGGAGUGCGGAGAAUGAGUGCUUUAAGCUUAUCGACUUUGGACUCAGCUUCAAAGAAGGCAAUCAGGAUGUAAAGUACAUUCAGACAGAUGGGUACCGAGCUCCUGAAGCAGAACUGCAAAACUGCUUGGCCCAGGCCGGCCUGCAGAGUGACACAGAGUGCACCUCAGCUGUUGAUCUGUGGAGCCUUGGAAUUAUUUUACUGGAAAUGUUCUCAGGAAUGAAACUGAAACAUACAGUCAGAUCUCAGGAAUGGAAGGCAAACAGUUCUGCUAUUAUUGAUCAUAUAUUUGCCAGUAAAGCAGUGGUGAAUGCCGCAAUUCCAGCCUAUCACCUCAGAGACCUUAUCAAAAGCAUGCUUCACGACGACCCGAGCAGAAGGAUCCCUGCUGAGAUGGCAUUGUGCAGCCCAUUCUUUAGCAUUCCUUUUGCCCCUCACAUUGAAGAUCUGGUGAUGCUUCCGACUCCAGUGCUCAGACUCCUCAAUGUGUUGGAUGAUGAUUAUCUUGAAAAUGAAGAUGAAUAUGAAGAUGUUGUAGAAGAUGUAAAAGAGGAGUGUCAGAAGUAUGGACCAGUGGUUUCUCUGCUUGUUCCAAAGGAAAAUCCUGGUAGAGGACAAGUCUUUGUUGAGUACGCAAACGCUGGCGAUUCCAAAGCUGCUCAGAAAUUGCUGACUGGGAGGAUGUUUGACGGGAAGUUUGUUGUGGCUACAUUCUACCCGCUGAGUGCCUACAAGAGGGGAUAUCUUUAUCAAACCUUGCUUUAAUCAGUAACCUAAGGACUAUUUCCUGUUUCUCCUCUUCCACUUCUUGGAUUAUUAUAUUCCACAGCUGAAUGCAGGAGCACCCCUUUGCCCAUUUGAAAGGGUACCUUGUACAUUUAUUUAAUCCUACUAAUGUGCAGCCAUUGCCCAAACAGUGACUGCGUUGCAAACAUGGCACUGAGUAGGACAGGACCUCUCAGCUAUACAUUGAGGGGGUAGAGCACCCAUGUGGGCACCCUUUAUUUGUGCAGUAGGGCAGGUGCUGCUCUUUACUAUGUAACCUAAAAAGAUGUCAUUUCAUGUGAUGAUGAAGCCAAGAUGAGUCAUUUGUCAUAGUGAAUGUUAUUAACAAAUUUGUUAGGGUUGGUGACAUCACAGAAUAUUGUGUGUAUUGUCAGGUGUAUCUCCUUGUUGUUCUAGCUGGCACUGGAUGCUCUAAUAAUGUUUCGUCAUUGUCAAGCAGCAGUUACCUACCGUGUUCUUAACAAUGAGUUGUGAAAUUUUCUAAAGGAGUACUGUAGAACUUAAUAUUCCUCUAAAGAAACUGCAGUGAGCCUAUCGAUGUUUUUAAAAUUACUAUUAAGGCUUUUAAAAUAGGAAGCUGAUGCUUGAUCUUGCACAAUUUUUAUGUCUAGUGUGUAUGCUUGAGUGGGUGUGCAGGUGUGAAAGACUAGAGAAAUCUGAGUCAGUAUACUUUACAGUGUGAGUCACGUGAGCUAAUAUAGUCUAUAACCAUUUCUUCCUACCAGUUUCACACUUGAGAGACUUGGGCUAUAGGUUUCUUGAAAGUUGGUCUGACAGAUAGAAUGUAAAUGACAAGAGAGUUCAUUACUAUAAAGUAUAGAACAAAGUGAGUCUAGACCAGGGUUCCCCACAGCUCUUGAGAGUGACUGGAACAAAGACAGUGUGGGUACAUGUAAGGUACCCCAGUCUCUGCUCUACUUUAGACUCAAGAUUGGCUCAUCUCUUUUGUACUGAACCUCUUGUGAUAAUUAUAAAGUUUUUCCAGAUGUGAUUCUUUCUGCUAUAAUGAGAAAUUGAAGUAGAUCAGAAAAAAGUUAGAUGCACAGUGAUGGGAAAAGAGAAAAGUGCAGAGAAGGCAGCUAAUCACAGACCCUCCUCCCUGCUGUCUGCCCUGCUGCCUGCUACCUUCCUCUCCUUUCCCUUUGUCUCUGUCUACAGCUGGAGGGCAGUGUCCUGAGUCAUCAGCUUUUGACUGUAAGGGAGUAAAGAAAAGUUGACGUAUUAUAAAGUAGAAGUAGAAAGGAAAAAAACUCAAUUUCUGAAAGAACAGUAGCAGUCUAGUGUGUCUUUGAUAGAGGAUGCCUGUUGUCAUGAGUUUGUUUGUUGGGACAAACUGACUGGCUUGAGGAAUAUGAUUCUUCCUGUUCUGUAGUAGAUUGCCUUGAAAGGUGUAAACUUAGGAAACUUUUGUAAAGCACUGAUUAUACAAGAUAACCCACAAAUUGUACGCUUGUUAUGAAGUUUUUCCUAUUUCCUUACCUGAAUGAAAGUUUUAUUUAUUUAUUUUUCCUUAGGAAAGAGUGUUUGUUUCUUUUCCUGCUGGCAGCCUGCUUAUAUUAUUGUCAAUGCUGUUCAAGUUCCUGGAAACUCUGUUAAAACUUGUAUUUUAGAGGAUGAAUUAUUUUACCUGGUUUAGACAUUUACUGUCCAACAUUUGUUAGUAUAAUCAGAUUAUUCAGAGCUCCCUUGUAUGAAUUUAAAUUUGGUAUAAGGAGAUUUAAUGAUGAAUUACCUUUGCUCUUCAUGUUGUGCUCUCUGAUAUGUGUUUUAGGAAGAAGGCUUUUUUCAGGGGUUCAUUAGGUGGUUGGUUUUCAAGUCAAACUUGGAAGAACAUAGAAUCAGGAUUGUGAAGUCCUAGCUAAGCGUUCCUAAAACAAAUAUGUACACGAGGAGCUGCUUCUGUGGUCGUUAGUAGUAGGUCUCUACGUUUCUACUGAUGAACACAAGAGACAAGUGAAGUCUUUUGAAGGGCAAGAAAGGUUAGCACAUGUUCCCAUAUCUCAUAGCAAAAGAGAUCCUUGCAAAUAAACUGCAGGUGGGCCUCCAGGCCGUAUCGUGCAGUGUACUGCUAACACUGCUGUGCUCACGGCAUUCCGAGAACCUCAUUGCAGACGUAGUUACGCAUAUGUGUAGUGUUGGACACUGUAGACUUGUCACAGACGAUGCUAGCUAGAUUCCAAGGGAGCUGAGGAGGUAAAUGAGUGGGCCCAAGUAAUUACAUUGAGUUCAUUGAAUUAAAUAGUUUAUAUUGAAGCCACAGACUUGAAAACAGAAGAUAACCUACUAUGAUUUAAACCAUUGUGUGAUAGCUCUUAGCCCAUUUUACCAAAGAGGACAGCUGCAGAUUCCUUCUCCUCUGAUACUAUCAGGAAUUUCAUUUUGAUAUCUUUCUUAAACUAGGACCAAAUAAAUACUACAAAAGAUGUAAUUUUCACAAUAAAUAUAUGCACAGAAAUUUUAAUUCUUUGAAAUUAUUAAAAACCUAGGAUUCUCUUAUUAGGGGGUGAUGUAAAGAGGCGGGAAUUCAUGUUACUUAGUCCCUGUCUAUGGGGGCAAAUGUUAUCUCAGGUAGUUUUUCUCUCCCUAUAUUAAGAUUCGUGCUUCCUUCCUUCUUGCCUUCUUAGGUUCUUCUUUAUUCUUCCAUGGUACUGCUAUACCGUGGCACGUUUUGUCCCUGAUAAGGCACAGAAAGCGAUUGCCUGCAGGGAAAUUUUGGGUUCUUUAGAAGUAUUUGGAGGAAGUGACUUGUAGCUAUUAUCAAAACUAUGACACUAGUUCAGAGAGAAUAAUAGAGUGGGACACCCCAGUAGCGUAUUGCCUGCAUUUUACCGUAAGUGUGCAUUUAUUAUAACUGGAUACUCUGCUUCCUUUGUGACCAUGGGCACAGCCACUCUCUUUGGGAACUCUUCCUUUCUGCUAUCCCUUGAGCUAAAUCUGUGGCUGCUUUUAGAAUUAGAUGACUAACAUAGUUUUACUCAUCUGCCUCUGUUUUAACUGAGAGAAGUGUGGCCACCUUGUUGUUAUGUAGCUGCUGAAGAGUGCUGAGAAAUGUUAACCUACCAACAACUGUGCUGCCGUCCAGAGAAAGGGGCGGAAGUAUUAGGGGCAUAAGGCUUCCUUCUGUCUUAGCACUCUAGACUCUCCCUCAGGUAAGGCAUCAGUUACAGGAUAACUUAGAAGCAGGGUUAGGAUCAUGCUGUUUCAUGGCUCUAUUGAAUGUAUUGAUUAGAGGCAGGUGGUUGACAAUUGGCAUCAUUCUUGGUAGUUCUCCCUCCAGUUUAUUAGGCAAUUUUAUUUUUAACAGUCACUGAAAAUGAGCAUCAUUGUGCCUACCCAGUGGGAAUUAACAGUGCAGUGGGUGAGAGACACACUGGUAACCAUGCACCUUACUUAGACUCUCACCCAAGGGGUACAGGCUGGGCUGCUUAUUCAGAUUAGGGUACAGAUUGUGACUUUCCAUCUGUUGUAUGUAUAGCUAGCUAAAGUUUUGGGCAAGUGCCUUGAGUUUCCUGGCAAAUAUUAGAUCUCAUCUGGCCAAAAGCUCCAGGGGGUGACUGCACUGUUGCCUUUUUCUUGGAAUGACUUGGAAUGAUUCAUGUUAGUCCAGAAUUUUCUUUGCUUACUUAAAAAAGAAUGUAUAAAACGAUUCCAAUUUGACUUAUUUCAGAAUUGCAUAUUGAUGGAAAGGCCAGUUGUGUGUCACAUCUAAUUCUGGGAUCUAGUUUGAUUUAUCAGGUUCCUUCCUCAACUCUUAUUGAUCCAGCUCUCUAUUUCUUAUAAGUUGUGGUCACUUACACACAGGUCCUUGGUCACUGCUAGCUCAACAAAAUCCUGAUUUCUUGAGGUGCUCAGCAAGUCACCUUUCUUUGCCAUACAGUUUGGCACUCUUUCACUUGGCAUUACCUGUCUCCUCAAGUACCUGCUGGUCUUUUGAGUCUGUCAAGUGGAGCUCAUAUGGUAUGUUUAGAUUUUAGAUUUUUGGGGGGUUGGUGUUCAAGACAGGGGUUCUUUGUGUAGCCUUGUCUGUCUUGGAACUAGAUUUUAGAUUCUUAAUCAUGGAGAAAUUUGGAUAUUUUAGUUUUUAGAGUGGCCUCAUUUUUUUUUUAAAUGAAUUUUGGUUCUUUGUCUACCUUAUAUCAUAGGAUGGAUCAUGAUUUUUAUCCUUGCCACCUCCCCCAGAUGGUGUUCACCAAUGACUAAUGCUUCAUACUAUGACAAGCAGUUGGCAGGUACUAGGUAUUUAAGAAGGUAAGCAAUUUAGAGUAUUUUUGCUAUGUUUUUUAUAGGAGAAAUGAGCUAUCAAAAGAAAUAUGUACAAGCCAGGGAGCAUUUAGGAUAGAAAGCUUUUGGAGACAGGGUUUUGCAGUGUAGCUUAGACAGGUCUCCAGCUCAGGAUCUUCCUGUCUCGGCCUCCCAAGUACUGGUGUGUACCAUCUUGCCCAGCUCUGUUAGGAAACUGUUUUAUGGUCAUUUAGGUGAUUUUUCAGGAUGUAAGACUAACACAAAAGUUUACACACAUUUUGUUGUCCUGAUAUUCAUUUUCUAUAGCGCAGCACUUUCCCUGAUUCUUGUGCUGCCUAUGGGAAUGGUUGUUUUAAAUUUGCUGUCUUUGUGCCUUUCAGAGUCAUAAUCAUGGUAGUUGUGUUUGCUGGCACCAUUCUAAAUCCUGGAGUUCAUGGGAAGCUCACCAAAUGAUUGCCAGAGUAUUAGACUGGGUAGCAGCCGUGAUAAUGAGAAGAAAUAUUGAUGGCUCUUUUGAAGGCUGUGUGUUUUGUGAAUUGAGUUCCUAGUGUUUUAGUGGAAAGGCAGACAGACUUUUAUUUGCCUUACGAGGUCAUUCAUCUCUGUUGUACAAAAGACAACUGAUUCUGCUCCACUUCUCUGUUAAAGCAAAGCAAGUUACAUUCUUGGAAGAAGACUGGAAUUGUUUGUUGUUUGUUUGUUUCUUACUGAGAACCUUGUGUAAGCAGCACAGCAGUUACUACCACCUUCAGCUACUGAUGAUCAGUGAACGGGUCUCUAGUCAUUCUUUAAGACGCGUGGUCGGCAUCACUUCCUUUCUCUCUGUCAGCUCCUCUUAAUAUUCAUGGUAUCAAGACAGCAUGCAGAAAGAACAUGCGCAUGUGGACUCAGACACUCUUCAGUGACUUGAGCUACUUUCAGCUGUGUCACCCUGCUAAGUGGGUCAUCAGAAGGCUGUCAGAGAUAAGAGCAAAGAAGGGAAAAAUUGAUAGGAGAGAGCAGAAAAAUGGCCCCCUUACUGGUGUCAGUAAUCUUCCACACAGAGGUCAUGGUCUAAGGAUCUAGACUUUUUACCUGUAGUUUAAAAACAUUGCCUUUCUUAUACAUUCCUCAUCCUGUUUCCCCAGAAGACUGUGGUCAGGGUUUAGGAGGCCAGAUUACACACCCAUUCUUAGUUUCUCCUGAGUUUUAAGAAGUAUUUGAAUGUUGGCCCUUGUGUAUUUGGUGUUCGCUACUAUUCUUGGGACUAAAGUCUCAGAGAGAAACUGGGGUCAGCCACCUCUGUCCUCCUGGUGCACAUGGGGUGGCGGCAUCUGUGUGUACUAAUGCAGUUACAGCACCUUGUGAACAGGAGUGGGAGCAGUGUCUAUCAGAGAAAAACUUCAGUCUGCACUUCUGUGAACCGCAGAGUAUAAAGCUGUCACGUUUUGAUUUACUUUUCAUUCUUAAUUCUUUUUGAAAAAUCUUAAAAUACUUUAACAUUCCUUAAGUAGUGUCAAAUCAAGGGUAGAAAGCUUUUCCCCCCAUCCUAAAAAGGGCUUCAUCUUUUUUUUAUCUUUUUUUCACUCUUAGAAAUUUAUGAUCAGUACAUUUUAAUAGUUUCUGAUCUCUAGACUAUGUCAGCACUGGAGUGGUUGGUUGUGAAUAUCAAAACCUACUACUGUUUUCCUUUGGGGACAUGCAAUUGCUGUUUUGGGCAUAGAAGAGGUCUGGUUUAAGCAACAUGUGAAAGAUCACCUAAACCAAAGCCCAUUGUAAGGGGCACUGACUCCUGUUGGUUCACCUUCACCUUGAAUGACAGGACAGGGGCAUUUCAGUGCACAGUGAGUGGUCGUCUGUAACGUCUCUACCUGGGGUUUCAGUAGCGUGUUACAUUUCCUAAAUUUCCUGAUUCUAUGAUUCUGUUUUUUUUGUGGUGUUUUAACUGCUUGUGUGUGAUUGAGUAUUGGGGUUUUUUUUUUAUGUUGUUUGUUUGUUUGAACUAAGUGAGACUAUAAAUGUAGAUAGAUGUGUUUUAGUACCAAGAUGUUCUUUUUUCAAAUCCCUAAAAUUUCUGGUUUCAUUAUCAGUCUUUCAGAUGUCUAUUUUCUUGCUGAAUAGCAGAGGACUUUAUUUCCACCUCCCUAUAAAGUGUGAGCACUGUGUUUCAGCAAGCUGCAUUGCCUACUUUUGCUGAAAACUUCUCUGUAAACACAAUUGCCUUGUUGAGUUUUGUUGUAAACUGACUCGCCCUGCGAUGCACUGUUGAUAGCUUCCUAAUGUGUGGUGGAUAAGAGUGAUAAAAUAAAGCUUACAAAGAAAAGAA